Aspergillus ibericus CBS 121593 is the source of this 1891-nucleotide messenger RNA. Its product is annotated as lysophospholipid acyltransferase. Gene Ontology annotation, molecular function: 1-acylglycerophosphocholine O-acyltransferase activity; 1-acylglycerol-3-phosphate O-acyltransferase activity. Gene Ontology annotation, biological process: lipid modification; glycerophospholipid biosynthetic process. The record is from RefSeq and is a predicted model, not a curated record. NCBI's taxonomy places the organism in Eukaryota, Fungi, Ascomycota, Eurotiomycetes, Eurotiales, Aspergillaceae. Gene Ontology annotation, cellular component: membrane; endoplasmic reticulum. The transcript is spliced from 4 exons. The coding region runs from base 153 to 1820 and encodes 555 amino acids.
CUCUCCUCUCAUCUCUUCAACCUCCCUCUUCUCUCUCCCUCCGUCGGUCAAGAUCUCACUCGGCUUGACUCAAUGUCGUGCCGACUCCGCUGACUUUGACGCUUUUUUCUUUUGUUUUCCCCCCUUUGCCGUGGCUGCGAUUUUCGGCCAUCAUGUUGCCCUACAUUAACCUCCUCUUCGACUACCCAGCGAAAGCUACGGGAGCUUCGAUCGAUGAGUUGAAGCUCAUUGCGUCAUUCCUGCUGUCCUAUCCUCUCGCCGGCUUGCUGAAGCGAAUCCCGGAUGCUCAGCCCUGGAAGAAAAAUGCCUUCAUCAUCGCCGUCUCCUUGUUCUAUAUCGUCGGCCUGUUCGACCUGUGGGACGGCCUCCGCACUCUGUUCUAUAGCGCCGCUGGGACUUACCUGAUCGCCUACUACAUCGAUGGCUCCCUGAUGCCCUGGAUAGGCUUCAUCUUCUUGAUGGGCCACAUGUCCAUCAGCCACAUCUAUCGCCAGAUCCUCAACGACCCCCAAACGAUAGAUAUCACCGGGGCCCAGAUGGUGCUCGUCAUGAAGCUCUCAUCCUUCUGUUGGAACGUCCAUGAUGGUCGACUGCCGCAGAGCCAGCUCUCAGAUCCCCAGAAAUAUGCUGCGAUCACUCAAUUCCCCAGCAUCCUGGAUUAUACCGGCUACGUGUUGUUCUUCCCCGCGCUUUUCGGCGGUCCGUCUUUCGAAUAUGUCGACUACCGGCGCUGGCUCGAUACCACUCUCUUCGAUAUCCCUCCGGGAACGGACCCUUCGAAGGUGCCUCCCACCCGGAAGAAGCGCAAGAUUCCCCGGAGCGGAACUCCUGCCACCAAGAAAGCCCUAAUUGGCCUGGGUUGGAUCUUCGCAUUCCUGCAAUUGGGGGCCUACUACAAUCAGGAGGCGAUCCUAAGUCCCGGAUACAUGGAAUAUUCCUUCCCUCGACGGGUCUGGAUUAUGCACAUGGUCGGACUCACCACACGGCUCAAGUACUACGGGGUUUGGUCUUUGACGGAAGGUGCCUGCAUCUUGUCCGGCAUGGGAUACAAUGGAUUUGACCCCAAGUCGGGCAAGGUCUUCUGGAACCGGUUGGAGAAUAUCGACGCAUGGAAGCUGGAGACCGCCCAGAACUCGCAUGGGUAUCUGGGCAGCUGGAACAAGAACACCAACCACUGGCUGCGCAACUACGUCUAUCUGCGCGUCACUCCCAGGGGAAAGAAGCCUGGCUUCCGUGCCAGCAUCGCCACGUUUGCGACCAGCGCUUUCUGGCAUGGUUUCUACCCAGGGUACUAUCUGACCUUCAUCCUCGGAUCUUUCAUCCAGACGGGAGCCAAGAACUUCCGUCGGUAUGUCCGUCCCUUCUUUCUCACGCCGGACGGUAGCAAGCCGACCCCCUACAAGCGUUACUAUGACAUUGUGAGCUGGUUCACGACCCAGCUCACAAUGUCCUUCACCGUGAUGCCCUUUAUCUUCCUGUCGUUCAGCACCUCCAUCGGCGUCUGGCGGAACGUCUACUUUUACGGAAUUGUCGGCAACAUCCUCAGUCUUGCGUUCUUCGCCAGCCCCGCCAAGGGCAUCCUCAUCCAGAAGCUCAAGUCGCGCAACCGACCCCACGUCACCCGCUCGACCAGCUCCGACGCCCUGCAGCAGCCGACCCUGGGCCUCCCGAGUGAUGCUGUGCAAGCCUUCGAUGAGGCCGUGCAGGAGAUCCGGAGUGAGAUUGAAUCCCGGCGCCGACGCGGUAGCGCCGUGACCAUGCCGACCGGUGAGGAGCUCAAGGCGGUCGUGGAAAGCAAGAUCGGUCGCAAGCUCUCAUGAUCGUCCCGAUCGGGUGACUUGCUAGAUGACCCAUACCGGGUCACAGACUCGGUCCUGUUGGAGUUCAUCUC